GGCCCCUCAACUCCGACCUUAGCUGCGGCGCCGCCCCACAUGUUUCUCCAGGCGGGCCUGGCCGCAAAAUCUGCGCUUCUCCGCGUUUUUCAACCUGCUUCUUUUGCCGCCAUGAGUACUGGCACCUUCGUCGUAUCGCAGCCGCUCAACUACCGCGGCGGGUCCCGCGUGGAGCCGGCAGACGCCUCCGGCACCGAGAAGGCGUUCGAGCCGGCGACAGGUCGAGUGAUAGCUACUUUCACUUGUUCAGGAGAAAAGGAAGUAAAUUUGGCUAUUCAAGAUGCAAAGGCUGCCUUUAAAAUAUGGCGUCAAAAAUCUGGCAUGGAGCGUUGCCGAAUCCUUUUGGAGGCUGCCAGGAUAAUCAGGGAACGGAUGGAUGAAAUUGCCACUGUGGAGACCAUCAACAAUGGCAAGUCCAUCUUUGAGGCUCGGUUGGACAUUGAUACUUCAUGGCAGUGCCUGGAGUAUUAUGCAGGACUGGCUGGAUCCAUGGCUGGUGAACAUAUCCAGCUCUCAGGUGGAUCCUUUGGUUACACCAGAAGAGAACCGCUUGGAGUAUGUGUGGGAAUAGGAGCGUGGAACUACCCUUUUCAGAUUGCCUGUUGGAAGUCUGCUCCAGCUUUAGCUUGUGGUAACGCCAUGGUCUAUAAACCGUCUCCCUUCACGCCAGUUUCGGUGUUGCUGCUGGCUGAAAUCUAUACUGAGGCUGGUGUGCCUCCUGGGCUCUUCAAUGUGGUGCAGGGAGGGGCCGCCACAGGCCAGUUUCUCUGUCAGCAUCCUGAUGUGGCCAAAGUCUCCUUCACUGGAAGCGUGCCCACUGGCACAAAGAUCAUGGAGAUGUCAGCUAAAGGAAUCAAACCUGUUACCUUGGAACUUGGAGGCAAAUCUCCACUCAUCAUCUUCUCAGAUUGUGUCAUGGAGAAUGCCGUGAAGGGGGCACUAAUGGCCAACUUCCUCACACAAGGUGAGGUUUGCUGUAAUGGCACAAGGGUAUUUGUACAAAAGGAAAUUCUUGAUAAAUUUACAGAGGAAGUGGUGAAACAGACCCAAAAGAUAAAAAUUGGAGAUCCCCUUCUGGAAGAUACAAGGAUGGGUCCCCUCAUCAACCGACCACACCUGGAGCGAGUUCUUGGGUUUAUUAAACUGGCAGAGGAGCAGGGCGCGAAAGUGUUAUGUGGUGGAAACCUAUACGAACCUGAAGACCCCAAAUUAAAGGGUGGAUAUUACAUGAGACCUUGUGUAUUAGGUAAUUGCAGAGAUGACAUGACAUGUGUGAAGGAAGAGAUCUUCGGGCCGGUUAUGUCCAUUUUAUCGUUUGACACUGAAGCUGAGGUUCUGCAGAGAGCCAAUGAUACCACUUUUGGACUUGCUGCUGGCGUCUUCACCAGGGACAUCCAGCGGGCUCAUCGCGUGGUGGCUGAGCUUCAGGCCGGGAUGUGCUUCAUCAACAACUAUAACGUCAGCCCGGUGGAGCUGCCCUUCGGUGGAUAUAAGAAGUCAGGAUUUGGCAGAGAAAAUGGUCGUGUGACCAUUGAAUAUUACUCACAGCUGAAGACUGUGUGCGUGGAGAUGGGCGAUGUGGAGUCAGCUUUCUGAACGGCAGUGGGAUCCUGACCACGCCGCCACGUGUGGAAUGCCAAGAACCUCUGCUUUUGACAGGCAGUACCACUGAAUACCGCUCUCAAUCCAGAAUUUUCAUCAUUCAGGACAGGAGAAUGGUUUCGGGCUUGGGGUUACUCUUUCUCUUUCAGCCAUCUUCCUAAUUGAAAAAUGUGUCUAAGUGCUUUUUAGGUAAUAAUCAGGAAAAUUGUGAUUUUCCUCAAAGUCCUUCUGAAAAGGCCUAGGAUUAUUCUUCCCCGGAUCUGACCCACCAACAGUAUUAAUUCUCUAGCUCAUUUUAAAGAAAGCAUUCUUUUGUAAGCUCCUGGUGGAAUCUGUAGAGAUGAUUUCUGCUCACUGAGAAAGCUCACAGUCGGGAUAGAGAGGUGACUAGAUGAUGGCUGGGUGCAGCCUGUGUGAUGCUCAUUUGCUGUGUUAAAGCCUUCUUUCUGUUUGUGUUCAGGGCUGGGGUAGAGGAAAUCUGCUUCCAUUCUUCAACUACAGCUUGCUGUCUUACGACCGCAGUUACAUUUUUUGUAUGCUUAUGUAACACUGCAAUGAAAAUAAAUCACACUGUUAAUUCUUUUA
Messenger RNA from Loxodonta africana (African savanna elephant), 2187 nucleotides. RefSeq names its product aldehyde dehydrogenase 9 family member A1 (gene ALDH9A1). NCBI's taxonomy places the organism in Eukaryota, Metazoa, Chordata, Mammalia, Proboscidea, Elephantidae. The record is from RefSeq and is a predicted model, not a curated record. Gene Ontology annotation, molecular function: 4-trimethylammoniobutyraldehyde dehydrogenase (NAD+) activity; aminobutyraldehyde dehydrogenase (NAD+) activity. The transcript is spliced from 11 exons. Bases 40 to 1596 code for a protein of 518 amino acids.